GAAGCGACUCGAGAGUUCAGUUCAGUGCACACAGCGCGUCAGUCAAUACCAGCGUGCGCUGCUGAUCUCCCUGGACUCAGAGGGGGCCGCUGCUGAUCUCCAACUUGUGGUUGUGGUUCGGUUGUUAGCACCCGCCAGAACGGCCAGUGUGUUUACGUGCGUGUCCGAGGACUAUCGCAUCCCAUCACCCGCAAGUAACCAGUGCCUGUGUGUGCCUGUGUUUGUUUGUCUGUGUUCGUGUUGCGGCUGUGAUUUGAAGCUUGAAGCGAACUGCACACUACAUUCUAAACCUAAUCGAAUCAUUCGAGCAUCGUCUGACGCUGUUGGACGACGGAAAAUCAACCCAAAAAUACACUCCGCCGGCAAAGACUUCACGUAGUUAAGCCGGACUAUUCCGACAAGAAACAGCAGUCGUAGCAGCAGCAGCAGCAGAAGCAGCGAAGGGACACCAAACAGUCACCGUGCCAGCCCGACGGUAGCUUCACCUGCCAGCCAACACGGCGCCCAGUGAUAGAUAGUAGUUAGUGAAAAGCAACAGCGCUUUAGAGAAAAAUGAAUUUUCUCGGCGCUGUUGGAGGUGACGGAGGCGACGAUGAGAACGACAAAGAGAAGGAAGAGGAGGCAGAGCGCGAACGCCAGGAGGCGAUCCGUGAGGCCGAGGAGCGACGCAAGGAGAAGCACCGCAAGAUGGAGGAGGAGCGGGAGAAGAUGCGACAGGAAAUCCGAGACAAAUAUAACAUAAAGAAAAAGGAGGAAAUUGUCGAACAGGCACCCCAGGAGGAACCAAAUCCACUGAUGCGGAAGAAGAAAACGCCCGAAGAGCUUGCGGCCGAGGCGGAACAGGAGGAUCUAGACGACUUCACGAAUGGCGAACCGUCAACCGGUAAUCGAAAGUUGAAAAACUCCAUAGAGACGCAGGUGAACGAGAUCAAGACGCAAAUCGAAGGCAAAUGCUCCUUGCAGUGAUUGUGCAACGUGCCGCGCGUGCUCUACCAACCAAGUAUUCAGUAAUAUUUGAAGACGACGACAACCGUCACAACAACACAACACCUACACACCAUAAACACAACGCGUACAGCGUGUGAGAGCGAUAUAGCAAUACUUCCAUCCCGCCCAACACGACCACCAUUUCCAUUACCAUUGCAAUGGCGCUGCAGCGAUAGUCUCCGGUGCACCACGCUGGACUGAAGAGGUAGUGAUCACCGUAACGAACGCAAUUAUUAUCCAACAAAUGCGUUAGAAGACCGUAAGAGUGUGUUCAGCGAAGUCACACCAGUGUGUGUGUGUGUGUGUCCCUGCGGAACGGCGGAUAGACAGCCAACGUCAGCGUGCCGCUCUUGGUCGCCAGCUUGAUUCGCAAUGUAAAGGGAAACUGUAUGCCUACUUCAACUACCAUCACGCACUGAACACCUGAACCUGCGUAACCGACGGAAGGCCAACAACCUUCCGCCUACACACACACACACAGACACACCAACAAGGAACCACUCAACCACACUGACACGAACUUCAAUGUCGAGCGGACAACGGACGACGGACGGUAAUGGUUGGCUUUCGGGAUGGGCGCGUACAUUCCACCAAGAAGUCGUUGUGAGUAGUAUCCCAGUAUGCAAACGGGAAGAAGAGGAAAUGAUAAGUAAUAAAAAAAAUAUUCCAAAAAAUUGUUAAAAAUAUUAGGAGCUCUUUGCGAAACAAGGACGAAAACAAGAGAGAAAAAAAACAACCCACUUAGCGAAGUAAAUUUAAAAAAAAAAAACAAACAAAACAAAUAAGUAAAUUAGUAGUGCAGUAUAAAGAAAACAAGUAUUGUAAUGAGUACGAAACAUUAACAACACAAAAAACCAGAAAAAAGACAAACAAAAAAUUAAACUUACAUCAGGCAACCAAUAAGCAAAAAUUGUGAUUAAUCUCCCCCUGAACAAGAACACCUACAUAAACACACACAACCACACACACACACACGAAUGCUAAAGAAAACGGCAAAAGCAAGUAAACCCAGUAGCAAAUAGCUACACUCUGUUCCUUUACUUCCGAUACUUUGCAAAUAAACAAAAUCUCUUUUCAUCAUCCUCUUUCCCUGUUUCCUCAUACAUUCAACGAAAGACUUACUCAAUCACACACUCACACACACACACACACACACUGUAGUAUGAAACAUGUAAAGGUUUUUGUUUGUAGGGAAAAUUGCAUUACUGCAUCAUGAGCAUCGUAUUUAGCGAAAUUUGUUACGUUUAAUCACUGUUUUCCGCUUUCCGCACGUUCGGAACCGAAGCGUUGUUGUUAGCCGUGUUUUAUUUUUGUUGAUAAUUCUUGAUCAAAACAAGGGACUCUCUCUCUCUCUCUCUGCAGGUCCUAUGCAUGUGGAGAGUUGUCUGCUUCCGAUGAAGAGGAAGAAAAGAAUAAUCAGAAGCAGAUGUGAAAACUGCAUCGAUCGGUUUCAGUGCGUUACGCGGUUUGGGGUUCCGGACUGAUCCGGAUCCGAAGUUGUGGAACGCUUUUCCAUUGUUUCCGGUGUUAUCGAAUCUGAACACUUGCUGAUGUGCGUGUGUGUGUGUGUGUGUGUUCCUGCUAUCUUUUGAGUGCGCUCGCAUGUAUGCGUGUGUGUGUUGUGUUGUUCUAUUGUCAAAAGGCAUUUAAAAAUACCACUCCAUACACAUGUGUCCCAAACUAACUUCAAUGUAACUGUUCGCCCCACUCAUUUUAUUCUAAAAACAAAGUCUCUCUAUCUCUCAAUCUCUCCACACACACACACACACUUUUACUAUCGGUCUGUCUUGCUGUCCUUUUAACCGUAAUCACGUGGUAAAUGUUUGUGAUAGAGUUCCAAAGUGAUAAUUAACAAAAAUAAAUGAAGCAAAAACAGAAAAGUGCAAAACGUGUGGUAACGAAAGGCAAAGCAAUGGCAGUGUACACACCAUGGCAGCUUCCCUUCUCAUUUGGAUGCUUGCAAAAGUGUGAGUGUGUGCGCGAAAAACGCAUUGAAACAAUUCCUUCUAUGCUGUUUAAUAGGAAGAAAGGGAAAACAGAAAGGAAACAAAACUUCUCCGCCCCUCCGUCUGGCGUCGGUAGAGGGAGAAUCGUUAAGCAGCAUCACCUACAGGAACAGUCGAUAGCUCCCUCAUUAUGUGUGCGUACGUGAUGGUUUGCUUGCUGUGCCCGCGGACAGCACACUUCGUGUUAGUAAAUGCAAUGCAAAACAAAACCAACCAAAAAAAAAAAAUGCAUAUUUUUCGCGUUACCUUUUUUGAUCGUUAGCCCAGUUUAUUGAAAAGCGUUAAGAAUGUAAUGAAAAGCAAAUAAAUACAUAACUAAACAUAAUAAUGAGAUUGCAAACAAACAUGUUUUAACUUUAGCGACAUAAAAAAAAAACAAAGCAUCAGAAGCAGCGGCAGCAAGUACUUAAGCACUUUAUCAAUGAAGUAAUCAUACAAAAGAGCGAGAGAAAGGAGAAAAACGAACCCAUUGAAACACGCAAACACAGAUACACAGACAAACACAUCAUCCCAAAAUCAUCGUUGACAAAUGCAGACAAUUUACUCACAUUCGUGUGAACAGAAAAAGGAAAGUAAACACACACCUUCAAGAGCCACACGUUACAGCACAGACACACUCGUGUGCUCGGGGUGGAUAUAGCACGAACAAGGCGAGAAUGAGAAAACAAAAGCAUAAUAAACAUGUAAAACAUUUAGAAGCAGAAACGUACACAACGUCAUUGGCAGUAGUGAAUGCAAGUGUGAAGUAAAAUGUAUAUUUAGAUUGAAGCAAAUACCAUAGAUAAACGAAACAGAAAACACACAAACACACAAAACACGACAACAACAGCAAAUAGAAGGGAGUAAAGCAAAGCAAAACCGAACGAGAAACUUUAGCAUUAUUGUUAUAUAUAUACAAAAUUAUUGCUUCAAAUUCGUUAAAAGUUAAAGUACGAAAUAAUUAGCAAAAAAUGGAUGAAAUCAUCAACAAAAAUGUAAAACCAAAGUUUCAAAGCUAGAACAGCCCCGGAAGAAAAUGAAAACGAUAUGAACUCAUCGAAAAAGAGCACCAACUGCUCUGAUCUCUCAAACGCAUACACACAUACACGUUCACUAGAAGAAAACAAAAACCGAGUGGCGUCUGUGGAAAAAAGGUGCAAGCGGUUGGGAAGUUAAAAGUUAAAAAUGUCAGAAACAGCUGGAAUACACCAGGACGACGAUACAAUUCGUGAUGGAUCGUAUUGAUGGUGGACGUCGAAGGAUCUUGUUUGCUCAUACGUGUAACUGGCACGAAACAACACGAAACCCGUUGAGCUCACUAGCCACCCACCGCCAUGCAGGAGGAGUAGAAUAUUGAAACAGGAAAUCGGGUGAAAAUAUAGCGCUCAUCAUCAUGCUAAUGUUCGAAUAAACUUCCCGUUUUUUUUCGUUUUUUUUUUCUUUGUUAUGCUGAAUGGUCGAAAACGAGAUUGGAUGCAGGGUUUUUUGUUUUGUUUUUGGUAGGAUGUUAGUGUAUGUUGUGUAUGUUACAGGCACCUAUAAAGAAGGGCACCUGUUGGGCUCUUUUUUCAAUGUUCACUCAUGUGUCACUAUCUACUCGCCUAAUGUUCUGUUUCACCUUUGUGUACCGUGUUUUGCUAUUGCUGUCGUAUGUCACUGUGUUUAUCUGUGUUCCACCAUCGUCGUGUCUGUCGUGUGUAUUGCUUCUCUUUUUAUACAUUUUUGCUUCCUUUCUUCUCUAUUCUUUCCCCCUUGAUGAUGAUCGAUCGUGGAUACCGAUCAAUACACACAAACACACACACACACACAUCCAAAACAAACAAACAAACACAAAAAAAACAUCGAAUUGCAGCAUCUUCAAGUGCACUUCCGAAAAGAGCGAUAGUAGUAAAAAAAAUACCCCCGAAAGAAAGAAAAAGCUAAAGUAAUGCUUAGAAGAACUUACAAAUUGAAACGAGUGAUAAUUGCAUAGCUGGAAGAUGGUUAUUCUCUAAGCCACUUCUCCUGUCGAUCUGUCGAUCAGCUCAUUGUUUAUUCAGUGUGUAUCUGUGUGUAUCUGUGAGUGUAAUCUUCCCCUCCCGCACUGUGCUACAACAAAUGGUUACGCAGGCGCGACUAUUUUUCGAUAUGUGUGAAAUGUUUCACAGAUAGUAUACAUGGUCGUGAAAUAUUUCAACUGCUCUUUACUUCAAGAUGGCGGCAAACUGCUCGCCUGCUUGGUGCUGCAAUUCAAAUUCAGCAAUAACUUGGCUUGGCUUGGUACUUCUAAGUACGUGUGCUCUCCUUCACUGCUCUCCGUCUGCUCACGUAAGCACACUCACACACACACACACACAUAAACACACACGCACUUACACUUACAUACGCAUACUAGCACACGUUGGUGCAAUUGAUGUCAUGUUGAUUGUUUUAGGUUUUUUGUUCGUUCAUAUAUAGUUAAAUACGAUCAAUGUGUAAAAGAGCAAUAAUAUAUUACAAUCGAUAUAAUCGGGUUUCCUGCGAAAGGGAAACAUAAUAUAAUGUUACGUUAAAAUAUGAAACAGGAAAAUAGAAGUAAAAAAUACAUGGAAUCCCAUCAAACACACGGGCGCUACCAAACAUGCAAACACAUACACGUGCACAACAACUACAAAAAACGGUGACACAUUGAAGGCACACAUUGAAAGUUGAAAUAACUGUAGCUCUCUUUCUAUCUGGUUUAUUUUUCCCCCUAAAUGUUUCUGUUCAUCCUGUUCCCCGCAUUUCCAUCCUCUUCUUCUAUCUGCAUCCGUCGCUUUACUUAUUGAUCGUCCUGUAUAUGUGUGUGAGUGUAUGUGUGAGCGUGUGCCUGUGUAUGUGCUAGUAGCGAAUGUAUAUUAUAAACAAAAACGAAACAAACAUAGACGUUGCAAAAAAUAAGACAUGAAUUAAAAUGAAACGAAUCUAACACGUUGCAUCAACUCACUGUAACUGCUGCUUAAUAAAAACGGAACAAAAUAACUACAGUAAACAAUUCACAAACUACAUCUCUACAUCAACAAAGCGUAAAUGUUCACACAUUUACACAGAUGUUGUUCACACUACACACCGGAUAAAGCAAUACUUGACAAGAGCUAACACUAAUAAUCAUAGUAAAAAGUGUACCAGCAUACCUUUACAAACAUUCACACCAUCCGAACGCGAUCAGUCUCUAAACAUACGCGCCAACACACACAUACACACACACACACACAUCCACAUACAAUGAAACGCAGUCAAUCGUGUGCGAAAAGCGUAUUUAUCUUUCUCUCUAUCUCACUCUUUAAAUCACAUUUAUCUAGCUUAAGUGGAAGAAAACCAAACAGAGGAUUGAAAGAAAGAAACUAGAAGAAAAAACUAGUGGAAAAGCAAUGUAGUAAAGUAAAUAGAAAAUGCAGUAGAAAAAAAAAACAAACAAAAAGGCACGGGAGGAUGGUGAAAGUAACGGCUGAAAAUAAUGGCAUAAUAUUUACUUUACAUUAAUCAAUUGAAUAAGCUACAUUAUUGUACAUCCAUUAUUGGUAUCUUUGGUUCUUACUUACACAAAUUUUGUUUUUGGUGAAAUGGUUAAGGUUAUAGUUUACGUUGAUUAUGAUUACUUAGCUACUAAGCUAUUUAUUAUAAUUCAUCAUUGAAUUACAUUUUUACGUAAUCUAUUACAAUACCAUUGGUACUAUAUUAUAUUGUUCGAUAUCUUAUUCACUUUCAAAAGAGUCAGUUGAAAAUUUUGCACCCCUUUUUGAAAAAACAGAGCUUUUGUUAGUAUGAUUCAAAAGAAAUGCAAGUUUAUAGUUUUUUCCUAACUAUUUUAUAGUACACGCUGCUUCAACAACCUCCCUUGAAAUAUAGAAGAAACAAAACUAUAUAAAUAUACAUAACCAUAUACAUAUAUACUACAUAUAUGAUCAUGUUUAAAACCCACUACUAUUAAAACAAAACACACUCACAAACACCCAUCAUCAGAGUACAGUAAGUACGCCAAUCAGCUCAUGUGUGAAUGUGUCUGUGUGUGGGUGUGUAGUCAUGCUUUAAUCCCAGUAGGCUCCUCACUCACGCGACACUCUCACGUCUACCGCUGCAUAAACAAACAUAAGCACUAAACGACUAAACCAUUUCAAUCCUAGCAUUUGCUUCCAGAUUUCCUAACACAAACACACGAUAGACACAGCAAAGUGAAAGCGAAGUAAAAAUGUUAGACAACUAAACAAGCUGAACAAAUCUUUGAGGAUAAGCAGGGUUUGCAGAAAUAUAUUGAAUGCAAUUGAUCACCAAAAUGAACCAACUAGGCAAACAAACAUACAAACAAACAAACAGCGUACAGCAACAAACAACAACAACAAAAACACAUUAACAACAGCAACCAGUAGAACGCAUCUUCAAUACAAUGAACAACAAUCAUCAACAUCACCACCACAACAACCACCAACAAGGCAUUAGGCGUCGUUUGUUUAUAAUUGUUAAAAGAAAAGAAAAAUGGUUUAAUGAACAAACAAAAACAAAAGAAACAGCGUUACACAUUGAAAAUGAGAUUAAGAAAUUAAGGAAUAAAAACACAGAAGAAAAAACUGUUGAAAACACUCAAUGGCCUUUUACUAUGUGCUUAUUAUUGUUGUACUUUUUUGUUUCUGCUAUACUCUGCUCCGUUCGUCUCUUUUACUCGUGCUGUCAUACUCUCUUUCUUUCUCUAUCUUUCUCUCUGUAUGUCUCUCACUCUUUCUCCCUAUCUUUCUCGAAAGCUAUUUAUGUCAAAUUUUUGGUAUGACGCGAAUAUUGUCUAAAUACACUUUACAUACUAUGGUCAGCAACGAUCAAAUUCAACCACGACACGUCAAAGCAGAAACCUCUGUUUAUCGAACAUGGUAAGCUUGUACUAUUUUAUGUUUCGUUUUAUUUCAAAUGGACUUUCUACAAACAUAUAAUCCGAUUGAAAUAAUAAGAUCACAGCCACACAUCAAUACCAACACGUGCAUGUAUAACAAUUUAUGUUCACUUUUGUUUCUGCAUAUUGAAUGUUAGUUGAUUAUUUAACUUCACUUUAAAUAUCAUAGCCUCCGCAAUGAAACAAACAAAAGGGAGAAGUAAGCAAGAUGGGAAUAGAAAUAGUAUUAUCAAAUUAUCAAAAAGCAUCUUUAGAAAUUGUAGCUACAAUAAAACCAAAACCCCUGCUAAAACAGUAGAAAUAUUUAUACACCGAAUGAACAAAAGUAGUGCAUUGAAGAACAAUUAAUAAAGCAGAAAGCAAACACAAACUGCUGAACGUAGCGUGAUGUCGAUAGAGAAAAAUAUUGAUAGGUAGAAAGAGAGAAGAACACUUAAGAAGAAAAAAGUAUAAAAACGCAGCACAACGAUGAACGAAAAUGCAAAGGAAAACAAUAUACAUGUCAAUUACUGAGGAAGGAAAGCCGAUGGAGAGUUAAGAGUUAAUAUGCCAUGCUCUACCUAAAAGGGCAUGCAAACCAUAUACAACACACAUAUUUAAUGCAUGCAAAAUAGUAGAAAAAAAACGAAAAGAUUCGUAUUGAGAAACGAAAAUAUUUAAAUCUAACCAUUCCGGUUUCCCAAACCGUUGUUCUACAAAGGAGAAGUACAUGCGAGUUGAUAAAGUGUAGUGGAAAGUGUGCGUAUUUUUUUCGUUUCUUACUUUGGUUGUAUUUUUGUUUCAUGUAGUUGUUUGACGAUUCUUUGACCUUUUUGUCCACUGAAUUGUUUUACAAAUUUAACAACGAUUUCAAAAGCAGUGUACUUUACUUCCAAAUUGUUUAAGAUAUGUGAAGAAUUCUGAAUGUAUGUUCUUUAUUCUAUAUGUAUGUUGUUAUUCUCUCUAACAAUUUCUACAAUCAUUUCGCUGGAGGAAAGCAACGUACAGAAACAUGAUGUCGCAGUAGUGACACCUUUUUUCAUUAUUCUUUCCUAUUCACUUCCUUGUAAACUAUUCUUCUAUUCGUUUUCUUGUUCAACAAAUACUAAUGCAGUUAUAUUUUUAAGCAAAAUACCCUUACGAUUUAUUGUUUCUCUCUCUCUCUCUCUAUCUUUCUCUCUUGAAGCACACGGCUAUCUUUACUACAGAAACAUAUUUACAACCACUUCACUGAACAUACACUAAAUGCUAAUUAUUGCUAACCAUCUCUAUCUAUCGAAUCGAUUAGUGCUAUCUCAUGCUUAGAAACAGGGGCAAAAAUAGACAGUCGAAAGCAAGCGGUCGAACCCCAUCAACGGCCCAUACACUUCGAACGUAUUGUAUAACCUACUUAAAAGAAUGUAAACCCUAUAUCAUACUACUUAAACGAAAUGAAGCUCUAGUGUUUGAAGAAGCUGCUACCCAUAUACUUAUACUCAUCGUUGCAAAUCGUAAGCAAUGGCACAAUAAGAAAGCAAAACAAACCCCAACAGUGCAACACUUCAGCGUAGAUUUACUUCUUCUUCUCGUGUGCAAGCGUGAUGUAUGUAGCAGCAGUUGUGUGAUUAGUUGUUCUGUUUUUACGUUAGCGAGGUUGCAAGAAGCUCAUCAUUUUCAAGUACGAUAUAUCAACAAAACAGAAAAGCAAAGCAAUGAAAUGAAGUAAACACAUACCACCAGAUUGAUAAAUAUGGUUACCGAAAGAGUUGAUCAGAAGAAAAGCGAAGAAAACAGAGAACAAAACAACGCAAAAUUAAACACGGAACCAGAAGAAGAAAACAAAACAUGUUUAAGGAAAGAACAAAACAAAAACCCAAUAA
Messenger RNA from Anopheles coluzzii, 9686 nucleotides. RefSeq names its product complexin (gene cpx). Gene Ontology annotation, cellular component: terminal bouton; SNARE complex. Bases 553 to 966 code for a protein of 137 amino acids. Gene Ontology annotation, biological process: neurotransmitter transport; regulation of neurotransmitter secretion; synaptic vesicle exocytosis. The transcript is spliced from 5 exons. Gene Ontology annotation, molecular function: syntaxin binding. Lineage: Eukaryota; Metazoa; Arthropoda; Insecta; Diptera; Culicidae. The record is from RefSeq and is a predicted model, not a curated record.